This is a messenger RNA of Trichoderma virens Gv29-8, 713 nucleotides long. RefSeq lists its product as uncharacterized. Bases 28 to 549 code for a protein of 173 amino acids. NCBI's taxonomy places the organism in Eukaryota, Fungi, Ascomycota, Sordariomycetes, Hypocreales, Hypocreaceae. The transcript has 4 exons. The record is from RefSeq and is a predicted model, not a curated record.
CCGAAGCAGUUUGACUAAACCGCCACCAUGAAGUCCGUCGCCGCCAUCAUCACCACCGCCGUCCUCGCCGGCUUCAGCCAGGCUUGCUCAACUCCGGGCAAUUACGUCGUUACUUUCUAUGGCUACCCUGACAAUUCUCCCCCCGGUCCCGGCACUGCUCACAACUGUGGUGGUCGUAACUUCAAGGCUGGUGGUACUGGAACCUAUGCCGACCCCAUCACAAUUGCUACAGCCCCUGGCGAGCUGAACGUUUGCGAGAUUGUCUACCUACCUCUGUUGACCAAGUAUGGUCGCUACGAGGAUGACUGCGCGCAGUGCACCACUGACUGGAAGAACGGCCAACCUCACAUUGAUAUAUGGACUGGCUCCAACUCCGUCAACGGUGGCCAGAACCAGAUCAACUGCGAGGACAACCUCACUUUCGGUGGCCGCUACUCCAUCGUCCGCAACCCUCCCACCAACUAUGGUGUUGACACCACCCCUCUCUUUGUUGCUCCCAACACCUGCAACACCAACCACGUCUACCCCAGCAACCCUGCUCACUGCUAAAUUAGUACCCAGCAGACUUGUACAUAGCUACGAAUUUUUCACUUUCGCCUGAUGAUAAUGAUUUGCUAUCCAUGGUUGGCUCCUGCAGCGAGUUUACUUUGCGAGAUGCUUUAACGUAUAUAGUCGAUUGAUGAUUGUAAAUAAAAUGGGUUAUGAUCUCCUGC